GUUUCCAUAUAGUAGUAACCAGUUAUCAGAUUGUUAUUCAAGAUUUCAAGUUUUUGAAACCGCUUAAAGUGGAACUACAUGGUUCUUGAUGAAGCCCAAGCCAUCAAAAGCAUUAACAGUCAGAGAUGGAAGCUGCUGCUAGGGUUCAGCUGCAGGAACCGCUUGCUGUUGUCAGGGACACCAAUCCAGAAUAGCAUGGCUGAACUUUGGGCUUUGCUACACUUUAUUAUGCCCACACUCUUUGACUCACAUCUGUGGUUUAAUGAAUGGUUUAGUAAAGAUAUUGAAGGACAUGUAGAAAACAAAACCCAUGUUGAUGAAAAACAUUUAAAUCGACUACAUAUGAUCUUAAAGCCAUUUAUGUUGAGACGAGUAAAAACUGAGGUUGAGAAUGAGCUUACGGAUAAGAUUGAGAUAAUGAUGUACUGCCCCCUCACACUUCGACAGAAGUUUUUAUACAGUGGUCUUAAAAAUAAAAUUAGUAUUGAUGAGUUGCUGAGGUCAUCAAUGGGUCCAUCUUCACAGCAAUCUUCUGUAACUUCAUCACUCAUGAAUCUUGUCAUGCAGUUCAGGAAGGUUUGUAACCACCCUGAGCUUUUGGAACGGCUGGGAGGUGAGAUUCUCCUGACACCAUGCGUCUGA
Cherax quadricarinatus is the source of this 642-nucleotide messenger RNA. NCBI's taxonomy places the organism in Eukaryota, Metazoa, Arthropoda, Malacostraca, Decapoda, Parastacidae. The record is from RefSeq and is a predicted model, not a curated record.